CCUGUAAGAAACCGAAUUUAAAGAUGAUUACAAAAAUAUGACAGAAGUAGUUAGAAAGGCCAUUACACGGAGAAUGUGUGUCCAGUUAACCCUGGAUACUUCAUCCUUCUCCAGUUAACCCUGGAUACUUCAUCCUUCUCCAGUUAACCCUGGAUAUUUCAUCCUUCUCCAUUUGAGUGAAAAUGAAAUUUCUAUGAAUCCUCAAAAAUCCUAAAACUUGAAUUAGAAAUGGAAAUUGAAGAAAAAGACAAGUUAGAGAAGAUGGAUGAAGAUAUUGAAAUUCCUUUAGAUUUUUCUCAGAAAAGACGAAGUUCAAGUCCUCUUACUCCUUAUCCUGCAGGGUUUCCUCCUGGGGUGCUCCCUCCAGGGUUUCCUUUUCAUUUUAUUAACCCUACCGGGGGGAACAUGGGCUUUCCUGUAUUUAACCCUUUUCUUCAGUUCCCCGCCCUUCAACUGCCCGCCCUUCUCCACACCAUUCUGAACCAAUCUCAAGCUGCAAUUCAUUCUCCUCUAAACCAAUCCUUUCAUUCCCAAUCUAAUCCCCCUUUUCAAUCUACUCCCAUCUCCAUUCCCACCUCAAGUCCAUCUCACUCCCCCUCUGCUAACUUAUUGUCAGUUCUCAAUAUUCCGUCAGCAACGAGUAUAACUCCAGUAUCUCGAAACCAAAAGCCCCCUGAAGAUCCUGGUAUAAAGAUUUCUAACACUGAGCCUAUUUCUCAACCUCAACCCAACUUUAACUUAGGCAGUUAUGCUACUUUCAGAGAGGAAAUGUUAAAACAACUUGCAGAGACAAAUUCUAAACCUUCAACCUUCUCCAGGUUGAACUCAACACUGAGCAGGUCGGGUUCAACCUUCUCCAGGUCCAGCUCAUUACUCUCAGAGAAUUCAGACUCAAGGGAUUCGUCAGAGAAUGACAUCAGCAUGCUGUCCAGGGAUGAAAGCAUGCUGAGUACCAGUGGAAACAGCAGUGGAAGCAUGCUGCAUGCUGAGGUUAAGGAGAAGGCAUACCAAGAACGACGAAGAAAGAAUAAUUUGGCCGCUAAACGGUCUCGGGAUGCGAGACGGGCUAAAGAAGACGAAAUCAGUAUUCGAGCAGCAUUUCUAGGAAUUAUAUUUAUCAAAAAAAAAAAUUUGUUUUUAGGGGUGAUGGAUGGUUCCGAAAACGCUUGA
Eurytemora carolleeae is the source of this 1170-nucleotide messenger RNA. RefSeq names its product protein giant (gene gt). The record is from RefSeq and is a predicted model, not a curated record. Gene Ontology annotation, biological process: regulation of transcription by RNA polymerase II. The transcript has 5 exons. The coding region runs from base 229 to 1170 and encodes 313 amino acids. Gene Ontology annotation, molecular function: RNA polymerase II cis-regulatory region sequence-specific DNA binding; DNA-binding transcription factor activity, RNA polymerase II-specific. Lineage: Eukaryota; Metazoa; Arthropoda; Copepoda; Calanoida; Temoridae. Gene Ontology annotation, cellular component: nucleus.